UCUAGCAUCACGGCAGUAGGUUUCCAAGCUUGGAGUUAUUCUAGUCACCACAACUGUAUGCCUGCUUGAAGUAGUUAAAACAGGGCACAGCAGCACAAGGAGUCUGCAUGUCUGCUUAGACAUGCUCAGCUUUGUGGAUAACCGGAUUCUGUUGCUGCUUGCAGUAACUUCAUUGCUAGCAUCAUGCCAAUCAGGGGGACUCAAGGGCCCAAGAGGAGCUAAGGGGCCUCGAGGUGACAGGGGUCCCCAAGGUCCUAAUGGAAGAGAUGGUAAAGAUGGACUCCCCGGCGUUGCCGGCCCCCCUGGUCCCCCUGGACUUGGAGGAAACUUUGCUGCUCAGUUUGAUGGAGGAAAGGGCAGUGACCCCGGACCUGGACCAAUGGGUUUAAUGGGACCUAGAGGACCCAACGGACCUUCCGGAUCCCCUGGACCCCAAGGAUUCACAGGACAUGCUGGAGAGCCUGGAGAGCCCGGACAGACUGGCUCCAUUGGUGCUCGUGGACCCACUGGAUCCGCUGGCAAACCUGGUGAGGAUGGUAACAACGGCAGACCUGGCAAGCCUGGUGACAGAGGUGGCCCCGGAACUCAGGGUGCUCGUGGAUUCCCCGGAACUCCUGGACUUCCUGGAAUGAAGGGACACAGAGGUUACAAUGGUCUGGAUGGACGCAAGGGAGAGUCUGGUACCGCUGGUGCUAAGGGUGAGACAGGUGCCCAUGGAGCUAACGGAACCCCCGGACCAGCUGGUUCUCGUGGUCUGAAUGGUGAGAGAGGGCGUGCCGGCCCUGCUGGACCAGCUGGUGCCCGUGGUGCUGAUGGAAGCACUGGACCCGCCGGCCCUGCUGGUCCUCUUGGAGCAGCUGGCCCCCCUGGUUUCCCUGGUGCCCCUGGCCCCAAGGGAGAGAUUGGAGGUGCUGGAUCCAAUGGCCCAUCCGGACCUCAGGGAGGCAGAGGAGAGCCCGGUAUCAAUGGAGCUGUUGGCCCCGUCGGUCCCGUUGGUAACCCUGGUAACAACGGUAUCAACGGCGCCAAGGGAGCUGCUGGUCUCCCCGGUGUUGCUGGAGCCCCUGGUUUCCCCGGCCCAAGAGGAGGUCCCGGCCCCCAGGGCCCCCAAGGAUCCACUGGAGCUAGAGGCCUUGGUGGUGACCCUGGACCCUCUGGACAAAAGGGAGAUUCUGGUGCUAAGGGAGAGCCUGGUCACUCUGGUGUCCAGGGUGCCGCUGGUCCCGCUGGUGAGGAGGGCAAGAGAGGCUCAACUGGAGAGGCUGGUGCCACCGGGCCCGCUGGUCUGCGUGGAGCUAGAGGAGGUGCUGGAACUCGUGGUCUGCCUGGUCUGGAGGGAAGAGGUGGUCCCAUUGGUAUGCCCGGAGCUCGUGGAGCCACCGGCCCUGGUGGUAUCCGUGGAGCCCCUGGUGAUGCCGGUCGUGCUGGCGAGUCUGGUCUGACUGGAGCCAGAGGCCUCCCUGGAAACUCUGGACAGGGUGGACCCCCAGGCAAAGAAGGCCCAUCUGGUGCUGCUGGUCUGGAUGGCCGCACUGGUCCCCCUGGCCCAACUGGACCCAGAGGCCAGCCCGGUAACAUCGGAUUCCCCGGCCCCAAGGGACCUGGAGGUGAGGCUGGCAAGGGUGGUGAUAAGGGACCUACUGGUGCAACUGGUCUGAGAGGCGGCCCCGGUGCUGAUGGCAACAAUGGAGCUCCCGGCCCAGCUGGAGUCGUUGGUAACGCUGGUGAGAAGGGAGAGCAGGGGCCCUCUGGUGCACCAGGUUUCCAGGGUAUACCCGGCUCUGCUGGACCUGCCGGUGAGGCAGGCAAAGCUGGCAACCAAGGUAUGCCCGGCGACCAGGGACUCCCAGGACCCGCUGGUGUCAAGGGAGAGCGUGGAAACUCUGGUCCUGCUGGUUCUGCCGGAUCUCAGGGAGCCAUCGGUGCUCGUGGACCUGCUGGAACUCCUGGCCCCGAUGGUGGCAAGGGAGAGCCUGGUUCUGUCGGCAUUGUUGGUGCCGCCGGACACCAAGGACCCGGUGGUAUGCCCGGUGAGCGCGGUGCUGGUGGUACUCCCGGACCCAAGGGUGAGAAGGGUGAGGGCGGACACAGAGGACUUGAGGGUAACAUGGGAAGAGACGGCGCCCGUGGUGCCGCCGGACCAAGUGGACCCCCUGGACCUUCCGGUGCUAAUGGUGAAAAGGGUGAGUCUGGCUCCUUCGGCCCUGCCGGACCUGCUGGUCUUCGUGGACCCAGUGGAGAGCGUGGAGAGGGUGGACCUGCUGGGCCUCCCGGCUUCGCCGGACCCCCUGGUUCUGAUGGUCAGUCUGGCCCUAGAGGAGAGAAGGGACCCGCUGGUGGAAAGGGAGAUGUCGGCCCUGCCGGCCCUGCUGGACCUUCUGGCCAAUCUGGACCUUCUGGUGCUAGCGGACCCGCUGGUCCUCCUGGUGGUCGUGGUGAUGCUGGACCUUCUGGUCUGACCGGUUUCCCUGGUGCUGCCGGUAGAGUUGGAGGCCCCGGUCCCGCUGGUAUUUCUGGGCCCCCUGGCUCCGCCGGUCCCGCUGGCAAGGAUGGCCCUCGUGGUCUCCGUGGUGAUCCUGGCCCCGGUGGACCUCAGGGAGAGCAGGGAGUUGUUGGACCCGCUGGUAUCGCUGGAGACAAGGGACCCAGUGGAGAGAGCGGUCCUCCCGGUGCUCCUGGUACCGCUGGACCCCAAGGUGUGCUCGGACCCUCUGGCUUCGUUGGUCUGCCUGGUUCCCGUGGUGACAAGGGUCUUCCUGGCGGUCCUGGUGCUGUGGGUGAGCCUGGUAGACUUGGACCUGCUGGUGCCUCUGGACCCCGUGGUCCCUCUGGUAACAUUGGCAUGCCCGGUAUGACUGGUACUCAGGGAGAAGCUGGACGUGAGGGUAACUCUGGCAACGAUGGACCUCCCGGUCGUCCCGGAGCUGCUGGCUUCAAGGGUGACCGUGGUGAGCCUGGUUCUCCUGGAGCCCUUGGAAGCUCUGGUCAACCUGGACCCAACGGACCCGCUGGCUCCGCUGGCAGACCUGGAAACCGUGGAGAGUCUGGCCCCACUGGAAAUGGUGGUCCCGUCGGUGCUGCUGGUGCCCGUGGUGCCCCCGGCCCUGCUGGUCCCCGUGGAGAGAAGGGUGGCGCUGGAGAGAAGGGAGACAGAGGCAUGAAGGGUCUGCGUGGACAUGGUGGUCUCCAGGGAAUGCCCGGACCUAAUGGACCAUCUGGUGAGACUGGCUCUGCUGGUAUCACUGGACCUGCUGGACCCAGAGGUCCCGCCGGACCCCAUGGUCCCCCUGGUAAGGAUGGUAGAGCUGGAGGUCAUGGUGCUAUCGGACCUGUUGGACACCGUGGUUCCCCUGGACAUCUUGGACCUGCUGGUCCACCCGGCUCUCCUGGUCUUCCCGGACCCGCAGGUCCCGCUGGUGGUGGAUAUGACCAGUCUGGUGGAUACGAUGAGUACAGAGCCGACCAGCCCUCUCUCAGGGCCAAGGACUACGAGGUGGACGCCACCAUCAAGUCCCUGAACUCCCAGAUCGAGAACUUGCUCACCCCCGAGGGCUCCAAGAAGAACCCCGCCCGUACCUGCAGAGACAUCCGACUCAGCCACCCCGAAUGGAGCAGCGGUUUCUACUGGAUCGACCCCAACCAGGGCUGCAUCGCUGACGCCAUCAAGGCCUACUGCGACUUCUCCACCGGACACACCUGCAUCCACCCUCACCCCGAGAGCAUCGCCCGCAAGAACUGGUACAGGAGCUCUGAGAACAAGAAGCACGUCUGGUUCGGCGAGACCAUUAACGGUGGUACUGAGUUUGCUUACAACGACGAGACCCUGAGCCCUCAGAGCAUGGCCACACAACUGGCCUUCAUGCGUCUCCUGGCCAACCAGGCUACCCAGAACAUCACAUACCACUGCAAGAACAGCGUGGCGUACAUGGACGGAGAGAACGGCAACCUGAAGAAGGCUGUGCUCCUGCAGGGUUCCAACGACGUGGAGCUGAGGGCCGAGGGCAACAGCCGCUUCACUUUCAACGUUCUGGAGGAUGGCUGCACUAGACACACUGGCCAAUGGAGCAAGACAGUCAUUGAAUACAGAACAAAUAAACCAUCUCGCCUGCCCAUCCUCGACAUUGCACCUUUGGACAUUGGUGAAGCUGAUCAAGAGUUUGGUUUGGACAUUGGCCCAGUCUGUUUCAAAUAAAUAGACUCAUGAUAAAUUAAAAAAAGGGAGAAAGAACGAAAAAAAGAAUCUCUGCCCUUCUUUGUGUGUUUUUUUUUUAUACUGAAUGCUCAUUUCCUCUGCACAUCCACUUGCUUAAGCUGGGCUCUAUCGGAGAGAACCAAUGGACUGAACGGAGCGUUGUGCAAUGCAGAUUAAUACAGCAGCCCAAAGAGACGCGGGAAAACACCAUGUUGUGGAACAUGUCAACAUUUUGUAAAAAAUCUAAUAAGUGUAAUAAAAACGCUGAAAGUAUGCAUCACUUUGUGGUCUUUGUAUAUCUUCCAAAGAGGAGGUUUAAAACCACAAUUUUUUUUUUUUAUAAAAAAAAAAAGGUUGAAGCUACCUCAUGCCUGUGUUUUAGAAAAUUCUAUUGAGAAGCUGUCUGAUCCACAACGUAGAUGUUACGAACUCUACGGCUUCAAGCUCUGUCCUGUAUCAAAGGUGCUGAAUUACUUGAAGCAGAGAUCUAUGGUGCUAAACAUGCAGCUGUGGAAAAGCAGGAAACCACUCAUUCUCACUGUGUUACUUUGUAUUGACUUUGAUGAGUCUUGCACAGGUCCCCCUGAUAAACCCCAUUUUAAGCAGGUGGAAUUUUCCUAAAUCUGGUCUGAUGUUUGUCUGGUUUUGACUUUGUUUCUGGUUUUUUAAAUAUUUUUUUUUUUUGUCUUGGAAGUUUUCUUUUCUUUUUUGUUCAGACAUUUUACUCCUUCAAUUCCCCCUAUCAAUGCAGUGUUCAUGCUGACAGCACAUUAUUUUAUCCAUUUUUAAUGGAUUUUAGGCGGCCUCUCUCUCUCAAAACCACAAAGUUUAUUGUACCUAUUUUGUAUAUGUGAGAUGUUUAAAUAAAGUGUGAAAGUUCUGAAAUAAAGCAUGUCCAAUGUUCCAAAACGACACCAUUCAAUGACUAAAGUGCUUUCAUGUUUUACGAUGAUGAUAUUAUUAAAUGAGGUUGGAGUUGAAA
This is a messenger RNA of Oncorhynchus nerka (sockeye salmon), 5174 nucleotides long. Its product is annotated as collagen alpha-2(I) chain. Gene Ontology annotation, biological process: extracellular matrix organization. NCBI's taxonomy places the organism in Eukaryota, Metazoa, Chordata, Actinopteri, Salmoniformes, Salmonidae. Gene Ontology annotation, molecular function: extracellular matrix structural constituent conferring tensile strength. The record is from RefSeq and is a predicted model, not a curated record. The coding region runs from base 122 to 4192 and encodes 1356 amino acids. The transcript is spliced from 50 exons.